This is a messenger RNA of Cydia pomonella (codling moth), 1508 nucleotides long. Its product is annotated as splicing regulator SDE2. The record is from RefSeq and is a predicted model, not a curated record. NCBI's taxonomy places the organism in Eukaryota, Metazoa, Arthropoda, Insecta, Lepidoptera, Tortricidae. Gene Ontology annotation, cellular component: nucleus.
AAUAGUUUCAGUUAUCAGUGGUUUAGUGUUUCGUAUUAGUGCUUUUGAUAUUCAAUGACGCACAAAGUACAACGUCACCGUUAUCGUUAUUUUUUAGUUAUUUUGCUAUAUCUGGAUCUGGCAAUACUGUUUAAAAAAGAAGUGUCAUAAUUGUCAUUCAUUCAUUCAACUCCAUUUUUCAUUCAAUCAAUUCUAUUCUAUGUCAAAAUGACAACAUUUCAUUCUGUGUUUGCACAACAGCUACGUUGUGGUCUUUUGAUUCUCAUUUCAUUUUGGACAUAUUUUCUAAACACCACCAAGUUUAUUUAAAAGUGGCCAUUAAAUAAUUGUUUCAUCAAUAUGCCGUGCCACAUUUACUUCGAGGACACCGUCGUAACGGAUAUCAAUAAUGUCCACGAUGUGGCGUCAUUGAGGUGCCAUAUUUCUCAUAAAUACGGUAUUUCUAAUGAAGAUCUAUUCGUGACCAUCAAUGGCAAAGCUGUUUCAAGUGAUUCCACGUUAGAAAACAUUGAUAAUGUGGUCAGAGUUUUCACAAAGCUCGUUGGAGGUAAAGGUGGUUUUGGGUCAAUGUUACGUGCCAUCGGGGCCCAAAUUGAGAAAACCACAAAUCGUGAAGCUUGCCGUGAUCUAUCAGGGCGUCGUUUGAGAGAUAUUAACGAAGAAAAACGCCUUAGGAAGUGGCUGGAAGGGCAGGAAGAGAGGGAACGAGAGGCGGCCGAGCGAAAGCAAAAGAAACUAGAACGACUCAUAGCUGAGCCUAAGAUUGACGUGAAUUUGCAUCCUAGUUACGAGCGCGAGCGGCAGGAGUUGCCGGAGCGUGUAAGCGCGGCUUUAGAUGCUGGCUGGCAAGUGGCUGGGUCUUCUAAUGAGACUGGCCAGAAAAGAAAGCUUGUAGAAGAAAAAACUAAGGCCAAAAAGAAACUAUGGAUCGACGCGGAGUUGUCAGACUGUUCAUCGUUAAGUGAAGAUGAGGAAGAAGAGGGAAGAAAAAGCCCGGCAGUGGCUGUGUCUACGGACAGUGGGAAUGAGUCAGAUAAGGUCUCGGAAACCAGUAAAGUGUAGACAUUUUACUGUGUAUUAGUGGUGGUGCGUCAAAGUACUCAAGUGAUUUGGCUCUACUUCAUGAGCCAAAAACACUCAUUAGCCGGGUCCACACAGAGUGAGCAUACGCGCAUAAUUUCCACAUGCACAAACGGGCCAGUGUAGACAUGCCUCGGCCGAGGCGGCGCGCUCUGGCGAGGAAAACGCAUGCGCCGCCUUGGACGAGGCAUAUCUACACUGGCCGGUUUGUGCGUGAGGAAAUCGCCUCACGCGUAUGCUCGCUCUGUGUGGGCCCGGCUAAUGUCUAGCUGAAAAUUAGGCAUGCUGGUGGAAGUUGAGUACUAUGGACAGUCUGCCACUGGUGUAUAUUGGUAUUUGUAACAUUAAUUAAGUCGAUACAUAUUUAAGAUUGUGGCUAUUGGACUACUUUUAAAAUUAUUAUCAUUAAAUAAAUUAGGUUAAGUGAA